Spodoptera exigua (beet armyworm) is the source of this 651-nucleotide messenger RNA. The record is from the annotation of a GenBank genome assembly. Lineage: Eukaryota; Metazoa; Arthropoda; Insecta; Lepidoptera; Noctuidae.
AUGGAUGCAGAUGAUGAUGAUGUUCCUGCACUCUCCGCUGAGACAUUUGCAGCUCUCCAAGAGUUUUACGCUGAGCAGCAGAAGAGACAGGAGAUACUUGAUAAACUGGAAGCUGAUAAUAAACUAAAGGAAAAUAUUUUGUUUGAUGAAAAUUGGCAACUGAGCCAGUUUUGGUACGAUGAAGCGACAGUGCAGGCGCUAGUGCGCGUAAUAGAUAAGACGCUGGACGCUGGAGGUCGGGUAGCGCUCAUCUCCUGCCCCACACUUUUCGUGCCAGUCAAGCGUCAACUGGGCGAUAAAGCUACAGUGACUCUGCUGGAAUACGACCGACGAUUCGAGGUACACGCUCCAGACUUCGUGUUCUACGACUACAACUGUCCAGACAAGUUACCGCCAGAACUCCUCGGCUCCUACGAUCUGGUGGUAGCUGACCCUCCCUUCCUCUCCGAAGAGUGCAUCACCAAGACAUCGCAGACCAUCAAACUUAUGGCUAAGGAUAAAAUAAUUGUCUGUACUGGAGCCAUAAUGAAAGAUAAAGUAAAGGAACUGUUAGGACUUGAUUUAUGCGAAUUCCAACCUCAUCAUAGAAACAACUUGGCCAAUGAAUUCUCCUGUUACGCUAAUUUUGAUGUAGAUGGGAUUUUAAGAUGA